UCAUCCAGUCCUGAGGCCUGAACCCUGGAGGUGGGCGGGGCUUCUGUGCUGACUGACAGCAGUAGGACUCCAUUACCCAGCAUGCACUGGACGUGUUUGUAAAAUCUCUAAAGAGGAUUUGUGUGGAUCAGAGACGACAUGCCGCUGAAGAGAGAAGAUACUGAACGUGCACUGCAGGUGAUGGAGGCCUGCCAGGCUGGAGGAGCUGAAGGAGUCAAAGGAAGAGCUGAGAAACUGCUCAACAUCUUCCAGAGUGACUUAUUCCAGGCUCUGCUGGACAUACAGGAAUUCUACGAGCUGACAGUGUGUGAGAACCAGCCGCCGAGCCAACCACACACACCUGGACAGAAGUAUCGUUACCAAGACGAUGAGACUCCGCCUGUCGACCCCAGCCCCGGUCACAUGACCCACGGACGGAGCACCGAGCUGAGCCACGCACACCUGGACGGAUAUACACACCCCGCCGCACUUACCAUGAACGGAUCCGAGGGAGAGCUGGAGUACGAAGAAAUCACUCUGGAGAGGGGAAACUCUGGUCUGGGCUUCAGCAUUGCAGGAGGAACUGAUAAUCCUCAUAUUGGAGACGACCCGUCCAUCUUCAUCACCAAGAUCAUCCCUGGAGGAGCCGCCGCUCAGGAUGGACGCCUCAGGGUGAACGACAGCAUUGUUUUCGUUAAUGACGUAGACGUCCGUGAGGUCACUCACUCCAUCGCCGUGGAGGCGCUGAAGGAGGCGGGGCCUGUGGUCAGGCUGUACGUCCUGAGGCGACGCCCACCAAGUGAACGCCUCACACAGAUCAAACUCAUGAAGGGACCUAAAGGUCUGGGCUUCAGUAUAGCUGGAGGUGUGGGGAACCAGCAUGUUCCUGGAGACAACAGCAUCUACGUCACGAAGAUCAUCGAGGGUGGAGCAGCGCACCGCGACGGACGGCUGCAGAUCGGAGAUAAAAUCCUGGCAGUCAACCACGUCUCUCUGGAGGACGUCCUGCACGAAGACGCCGUGGCGGCCCUGAAGAACACUGGGGAGGUGGUCUACCUGAAGGUGGCCACGCCCACCUCUCAAUACAUCCACUCUGUGGACCGAUACAGCCCCCCCGAUCUGACAAGCUCCUACAUGGAACCGGAUUACAUGUGUGAUUACCCACAAGCCCUGCCUCCUCCAUCGCCACGGCGAUACUCUCCCAUCCCCCGCGGCAUGAUGGGAGAGGACGACUACUCCAGGGAGCCCCGGAGGGUAUGCGUCCAGAGAGGGACCACCGGCCUGGGCUUCAACAUCGUAGGAGGAGAGGAUGGAGAGGGCAUCUUCAUCUCCUUCAUCCUGGCUGGAGGACCAGCAGACCUCAGCGGGGAGCUCCGCAAGGGGGACCAGAUCCUCAGUGUGAACGGUGUGGAUCUCAGGUACGCUACUCAUGAACAGGCAGCAGCAGCUCUGAAGAACGCUGGACAGACGGUGACUAUAGUGGCUCAGUACAGACCUGAGGAGUACAGCCGUUUUGAAGCUAAGAUCCAUGACCUGAGGGAGCAGAUGAUGAACAGCUCCUCUGGAAGUCUGAGGACCAACCGUACCUUCUACAUCAGGGCUCUCUUCGACUACGAUAAGCAGUGGGACUGCGGCGUCCUAUCACAGGCUCUGGACUUUAACUUUGGGGAGGUUCUUCACGUGAUUGACAGCUCUGAUGACGAAUGGUGGCAGGCGAGACGAGUCAACCAGCAGGGGGAGUUGGAGGAGCUGGGAUACAUCCCGUCCAAGCACAGAGUGGAGAGGAAGGAGUGGUCUAGGAUGAAGAAUAAAGGUAGAGAAGGAUUCGUCCACAGCUAUGAGCUCGUCACUCAGAUUGAAGUGGACUACGCUCGUCCCGUCAUCAUCCUGGGUCCGACCAAAGACCGAGUCAACGACGACCUGCUGUCGGAGUUCCCGGAUAAGUUUGGCUCCUGCGUUCCUCAUACGACCCGCCCCUGCAGGGACUACGAGGUGGAUGGGCGGGACUACCACUUUGUGUCAUCACGGGAACAGAUGGAGCGGGACAUCCAGUCGCAUCGCUUCAUCGAGGCAGGACAGUACAACAACCACCUGUACGGGACGUCAGUGCAGAGCGUCCGGCAGGUGGCUGAGCAGGGGAAACACUGCAUCCUGGACGUGUCGGCCAACGCUGUCAGGAGGCUGCAGGCGGCGCUGCUGCAUCCAGUCGCCAUCUUCAUCAGACCUCGAUCUCUGGAGAACAUCCUGGACCUGAACAAGCGUCUGUCGGAGGACCAGGCCAGGAAAGCUCUGGAUCGAGCAAUCAAACUGGAGCAGGACUUCCUGGAGUGCUUCACAGCCAUCGUCCACGGCGACAGCUUUGAGGAGGUCUACCACCAGGUGAAAGGCGUCAUCGAAGAGCAGAGCGGCCCCUACAUCUGGGUCCCCGCUAGGGACAGACUCUGAUUGGCCACUGCCAGCCCCGGACGCCGUCUCCAUGGAAACCGCUGUCCCCCCAGCGGGACCUGACGGAGCGGCGUCUGUCUUUUUAUCCUUUUUCUUUCUUUCUACGGGACGAUAAAGAUCAAGCUCAGCGACUGGAUGGGUUCUGUUGCCAUGGUGACUAGGGGAAGAGGACAGACCUGUUGGCUGAUUGGCUGCGUGUUGGUUCAAUAAUCAUGUAUUAUCAGUAAAUAACCAAUCAGAGACUGUAGAGUUCAGUUGGUAUUCAAGUAUUUAUAUUAUCCUAUUUAUUUAUUAAUUAUCUAUUUAUUUAUUGAUUGAUUUAUUUAUGUGAUGUGAAAAUGGUGUGUGUGUGUGUGUGUGUGUGUGUGUGUGUGCGUGCGUGUGUGUGUGUGUGUAGUGUACAUAAAGACUUGUGUGACUGUAAAUACAACGAUGGGGCUCAAACACACAGUCUAUUCAGGGCUUAAAGUAUCAACCACUGGACUACAACUCCCACAGUCCUCUACUGCUUGAAUAUCCCAAACCCCCCUUUGUCUGGACUACAACUCCCACAAUCCUCCUGAUUUGGACUACAACACCCUAAUUUCCCAUCUGCUUCGACUACAGCACCCACAAUCCUCCUUGAUCAGGACUACAACACACUUCUUGAUGGACUACAUGACCCACAAUCCCCCCCUGCACAAAACCACUCACAGCUGUGAUGAAAUUCUAAAUUCACCUCAUGUUGACUAAACUCUCAUUUUCUACAGCUGCCCUACUGGGACUACAACUCCCUAAACCCCUCUCUGUAAGGACUACAACUCACACAACCCCUCUAUGUAUGGACAGAUAUGGACUACAACACCUACAAUCUGCCUCCACUUAAACUACUAAAUCCUCCUAUUGGACUAAAUUACCCACAGUCCUUAUCUGGUGCAGUUUGGACUGUGUUCAGUGCUGCCAACUUUCUGGUUGCUUAGCAACAACAGGGAGGUAACACAAACUGAAGCACUUCCAUUUUGAAGCAAAAAGCGCUGGACUACAUUGCCCACAGUUCCUAGCUGCCGAUAAGGACUACAUAACCCACAAAUACCUACAGCACAGAAGGACUACAGUACCCACAAUCCCAGCUGACCUCCUAGUCCUCUCCACAGACUCUGGCUGUGGGUCUGGACUACAGUACCCAUGAUCCUCUGCUCCUAGCAACAGGUUGGAGAUCAAAAUUACCUGAAUAAACAAACCUUCUGGGGGCAGAGCUAAAGCUUGAGCUGGGAACAUGCCUCUAGCCCCCCAGGACUCCGUUACCCAGAGUGCCAUGGGUGUGGCUGCUGCUCCAAUGGGCUCCUCAGACUGAACAUCAGGUUGUGUGAAUACGCUAAUUAUGAUGAUGUAAUCCUAAGUGAUGAUGUGAUGUCAUCUCACGGGUCACCUGGCGUGUUUUGUUUGAGCACCAACACUUUCUGAAACCAUAUCUAUUGAUGAUCCUGUGACACUGAUUCAGACGUUGCUGGUCUGAAGAGCAGCUUGUUGUAAAAUGAAAUAAUUAGUUCUAAAUGCGGAAAUAUUGAAAUAAAUUCCUUAUAAAAGC
Amphiprion ocellaris (clown anemonefish) is the source of this 3991-nucleotide messenger RNA. Its product is annotated as disks large homolog 4-like. Gene Ontology annotation, biological process: postsynaptic neurotransmitter receptor diffusion trapping; AMPA glutamate receptor clustering; chemical synaptic transmission. The record is from RefSeq and is a predicted model, not a curated record. Gene Ontology annotation, cellular component: neuron projection; neuromuscular junction; postsynaptic density membrane. Gene Ontology annotation, molecular function: kinase binding. Lineage: Eukaryota; Metazoa; Chordata; Actinopteri; Pomacentridae. The transcript is spliced from 20 exons. The coding region runs from base 139 to 2424 and encodes 761 amino acids.